CGACGUCAUCGUCAUCCUCGCGCCGCAUUUUCUAUAAUUUUAAUAAAAAUGACUCUACCCAUUGCUAUUUUUGGAGGAAGAAUAUUUCCAAAUGGACUCCACCACUUCCCACAAUUUCCGCAGUUUCUACACGCAAAACCGGAGCACCUUACUCACAGCUACACUCGAUGCAGUCUUCGAAUUCAUCAGGGAGUAGAUGUUCAUGGAUAAAAGAAACAUCUUUUCAUGAUAAAACUGCUGGUCAGGAAAGGAGGGAAGCUUUGUCAGUUUCUGCGCUUCCUACAAAACCAGCUCAAGUUGCUGCAGUGGAGGAUCUCUAUGAUUUUAUAUGCUCGGGUCCUCUCCUGGACAAAGUCAGUCUGACCCCGGAUAAGGUGGCUGAAUCCAUCGACAAGUGGAUCUUAUGUGGAUCACAGCUCUGCAUUUUUCGCCUAAGUGAACUCUUUCUGACCGAGCCUCAAAAGAUCCGGAUAUACCAUUACUAUAUACCAGUUUUCUUGUGGUGUGAAGAGGAACUCAGUCUUCACAGUUCUAAGUUCAAAGAUGAAGAUGAUAUCCCCCCGUUAGUGAUUGGUUUCAGUGCACCACAAGGCUGUGGCAAGACCACACUCGUAUUUGCCCUGAGUUUCCUUUUCGAAAUCACUGGGAGGAAGACUGCAACUAUAUCCAUAGAUGAUUUUUAUCUGACAGCGGAGGGCCAGGGCAAACUGCGGGAGAGCAAUCCUGGCAAUGCACUUCUAGAGUUCCGUGGAAAUGCUGGAAGCCAUGAUCUUCCCUUUUCAGUUGAGACACUGACAUCCCUGCAAAAAUUGACAAGAGAAGGCACAAAAAUGAAGCUUCCUCGUUAUGACAAGUCUGCAUAUAAAGGUCGAGGUGACAGAGCGGACCCUUCAACGUGGCCAGAAGUGGAGGGCCCUCUAUCGGCUAUCCUGUUUGAGGGUUGGAUGCUUGGAUUUAAGCCUGUACCUUCUGAAGUUGUGAAAGCUGUCGACCCACAGCUGGAAGUAGUUAAUAAAAACCUAGAAGCCUACUAUGAUGCAUGGGACAAGUUCAUCAAAUCAUGGAUAGUUAUCAAGAUUAAGGACCCCAGCUACGUUUAUCAGUGGCGAUUGCAGGCAGAGAUUGCCAUGAGAGAUGAAGGAAAACCUGGAAUGUCCGAUGAGGAGGUUUUCGACUUCGUUUCAAGAUAUCUGCCAGCAUACAAAGCAUAUCUCACUACCCUCUAUGCUGAAGGGCCAAGUGGGUCGCACCCAGACCAUCUACUUGUGGUCAAAAUCGACGAGGGCCGGAACCCCAUCCUUGCCAAUUAGGCCAACUCCUUGCAGCAACAGCAAAUAGCAUCCAAGCAGCAUUCACAAGUCUCAGCACAGCACCAACAGCAACACGUCGUAAAGAAGCUGUGCCACAACAAACACACCUACUUUUAGUCUUCUUCAUGUGUCUAGUGUGUGUAUAUGUGUGUGUUAGAGAUAGAGAUAGAGAUAGAGAUAGAUGCAUAUACUUCAUGUUCAUAAGUUCAAUAUCACCAAGCAAUAUAUGUGAACCCUAAUAAUAAUAUUUCUUGAGGAAUGAAAAGAAAGUUGUGAUGAGAGAGAGAGAGAGGAACCAAGCAUAAAGGCAUCCUUUCUGGUCGCGCCGUUGGUUGAUAUGAUCGGAGUAGGACAAGCUCUGUUGCGGUGGUGGUGCCUGCAUUUUCUUCACACAAUUCUUGUCACCAGUCCCAGAUUUUGAUCAAAUUUUGUUACUCCAGAAAGGCUAUGAGAGUCGUCACUUAUAAUUUCCCACAUUGUAUUUAAUGCUUAGGUAGCAGUUGCCAAGAUAACACUUUUCAUGAAUUUCAGCAGUUGGAACAGUUGAAUUCUAUCAUACUACCACAUUAAAUUCAGCCAUAGGUUGCAGAAA
Salvia splendens (bonfire salvia) is the source of this 1902-nucleotide messenger RNA. RefSeq names its product D-glycerate 3-kinase, chloroplastic-like. NCBI's taxonomy places the organism in Eukaryota, Viridiplantae, Streptophyta, Magnoliopsida, Lamiales, Lamiaceae. The record is from RefSeq and is a predicted model, not a curated record.